AGCAGCAUCGCGUACCGUAGCAGUCUGCAACGAGCUUUCCUUGAAUUAUGUAGCCAGCUUGAUCUAGUUAGUUAACGAUAAGUAGCGUUACCCCUCUGAAUGAAAGAUGUUAGCAGUUUAAUGUUAGCUAAAGAACAUACGUAUUUUCUUUAAAUAUAAUAAGAAUCGAUUGUUUUGGUUGUCAGCUCUUGGAACCUUUUCAUAAAAUUGGCUAGCCACAAGAUUUUCUAUUUUUCUGGCUAACGUUGCUAACCCCAGGUCGUUUGAAGACCACUCGGAUCCAACAUGCCUGCUGUCGUGCAUAAUGUUGAUUCAGCCUCGAUUUCAUGCGGCCUUAAAAAAAACUGCAAGUUUGCAAGAAAUUUUAGACGUGUCAAAACUUGCGUCUAGAUAACGCUAGAUAGCUAGUUUAAUAAAAUGGCAUCUGUUUUGGAGGACCCCACCCUUGAGAGGCAUUUUAGAGGUCACAAAGAUGCUGUCACAUGUGCAGAUUUUAGUCCUAACAAUAAACAGUUGGCCACUGGAUCCAAUGACAAGAAUCUAAUGAUCUGGAACCUCAACCCAAAAGCCAGAGCUUUCAGAUUUAUGGGACAUAAUGAUCUCAUAACUGCCGUCCAGUUCUCACCGUCUGGUCACCUGGUGGCUUCCUCCUCCAGGGACAAGACCGUGCGUCUGUGGACGCCAAACAUCAAGGGAGAGUCAGUUGCGUUCAAAGCGCACACAGCCACAGUACGUAGCGUGAGCUUCUCCAGUGACGGCCAGAGACUAGUCACAGCCUCGGAUGACAAGUCAUUGAAGGUUUGGAGUGUGCAUCGACAGAAAUUCAUCUACUCCCUAAACCAGCACACCAACUGGGUUCGCUGUGCAAGGUUUUCACCUGAUGGACGGUUGGUGGCGUCCUGUGGGGACGAUAGGACGGUUCGGCUGUGGGACACUUCUACGCGCCAGUGCAUCAACACCUUUACCGACUAUGGCGGGCCAGCAACUUUUGUGGACUUUAAUAGCAGUGGUACAUGCAUUGCAUCAUCGGGAGCUGACAACACACUGAAACUAUGGGACAUUAGAACCAACAAGCUUAUACAACAUUACCAAGUCCAUAGUGCAGGAGUCAACUGUUUUUCCUUCCACCCAUCGGGGAACUACUUGAUCAGUGGCUCUAACGACAGCACAGUGAAGAUCCUGGAUCUGCUGGAGGGAAGACUUAUUUAUACGCUUCAUGGCCACAAGGGUCCGGUUCUGACAGUGGCCUUCUCUCGACAAGGUGAUUUUUUUGCCUCUGGCGGAGCUGACUCACAGGUUCUGAUGUGGAAGACCAACUUUGAUGCACUAAACUACAGGGAAAUGUUAAGUCAACACAGCAAGCGAGUGUCCCCAGACCCCCCCCCACACCUGAUGGACAUCUAUCCCAGAUCUCCGCAUGUCCACCUCUCCCAGAAUGGACCUAUUGAGGUUAACCCUGUUGUUGCCGACACCCUGUCUGCUGAUCCUUGUGUGGUGGAGGUGGGAGAGCGCCCUUUCUCCAUGGCGGCCGCGAGAGGGCAUGAGGAUGGGCCCGCAGGCUUCAGAGGCCACGCCAGCGCCAGCACCCGCUUUACUCACCUGCAGCAGGAGAUGGAGCAGGAGGAGUGCGAAGAGGAAGGCCCAGGGCUGACACACCUGCCGGGGGAGCACUCGGAGCUCCCGGGGGCGGUCAGGAGCACCCUGGAACACAUCGUUCACCAGCUGGAUGUCCUGACUCAGACAGUGGCUGUCCUGGAAGAGCGUCUCACCCUCACAGAAGACAAGCUGAAGGAGUGUCUUGAAAACCAGGUUCUCAUUCAACAGGAGGCACUGCGGGCAGGCCAGACCCACGAGGAGAGCCGCGUGGAGGGGCCAGCCAUCUAGGCUUCCCUGCUGCCCAAAGCCCUUCAGCUGACACGAUUGCCCCAGCUUCGGUGAUCACUGACUGUAGGGUUUACUAACCCCCCUCUGCCCCAACAGGCCUGACUCUUGACCCUUUGGUCUCCUCUCAACCCUGGGGUCUUUGUACCAGUCCAAAGAGAAUUAAAUCAAAACACUGAGUAAAGAAACAGAGGGGACUGAAAGUAGAGCAGGGUAGGGGGAGGAGAGGGGUGGGGGGGAUUUGAGGGAUCUUGCAGCAGUCUAUUCCAGAAAUUCAUUAAGUCCCUGUGGAGGAGACAGCUGCAGCUAACAAAACAUCCCGGCCUUGUUUUGACAGCAGUGAGGGGCUGCAUUCUUCAGGACAGCCUCUCUAAAGACACUCAAGGAGAUGGAGCAACACCUCUCUUGCUCUCUAGCUAUUCCCCUGCUCUUUCACUCACUGUCCUCAUGUCUCUGUCUGACUGUGUUUCAUCACAAAUAUUUAUACAAAAAUAAAGACUAUUGUGAAUGGGUA
Molecule: messenger RNA, 2395 nt
Organism: Electrophorus electricus (electric eel)
Lineage: Eukaryota; Metazoa; Chordata; Actinopteri; Gymnotiformes; Gymnotidae
Gene: poc1b
Product: POC1 centriolar protein B
Biological process (GO): cilium assembly
Cellular component (GO): centriole; ciliary basal body
Molecular function (GO): protein binding
Source: RefSeq, a predicted model, not a curated record